AUGAACACUUCGGACAACCCCAGUGGGGCUGAUGCAGGCCGAGGCUCGGGCACCCUUGCUGCUGGAAGCAGGCAAGGGCUCGCAGGGCAAGGGCUCGCAGGGCAAGGCGGAGGGGGGAGUGGUGCAGGGAGCAGUGUUGAGGGUGCUGUUGGGGGCAGCACAGGGGGCAGCAGUGCGGGUAUCAGGGCUGUUGCAGUGGGUGAUGGUGGUGUGGGUGGUGGUGGUGUGGGUGGUGGUGGUGGUGUGACUGAUGGUGGUGCUGCCACUGGCUGCAAGGGUACUGGUGGGGAAGGCUGCAGUAGCAAUGGGAGUAGCAGUGGUGGCAGCAGUGGCAGUGGGAGCGGUGGUGGCAGUCGCAGUGCUGGUGGCAGUGGCGGUGCUGGGGGCAGUGACGUAGUGAGGCAGAGAGAUCAUGGGCUGGUGGGUGCUAUGGAUGGUGGUGACAUGGGUGGUGCUAUGGGUGGUAGAAUGGAUGGUGAGAUAGAUGGGGAUGGGGUGGGGGGACUAGGGUCAGAGCUGAUGGGCUUUGGAGCAGGUUUGAGGCGUUACCCAUCGGGAUUGGAGAGAUUGGGAAGGGUUGGGUCAGGGGAAGUUGGGUUUGGAGGGGUGGUGAGUGGUGGAGCAGGGCGGGUGGAGGAGGAGGAGGUGGAGGCGGAGCUACUGGCGAUGGAAGCAGCGGUUGAGUUCAAUGUGAGGGUGGUGACGUGUCAGGGCUCCCCUGUGCGCUGGCACAACUGCCACGUGUGCGUGCGGCCCAAUGCGGUGCUGCUGGAUGCAGCUGGGUGCAUUGUGGUGGAUGGGAGGGAGCUGCGGGCACGAGAUGGCACUCCGGUGGUGGUGGAGGAGCAGGGAGAGAGUCUUAUCCACGCACUAAUCGACUUCUCCCCGCCGCUGCUGCACCUCUCCUUCAUCCACGCGUUUCUCGACCUUGACCCACGGGCCGUGGUGCUGCAAGAAACGGCCGUGAGGGUCAACCGGUGGCUGAGCGACCGCCAGAACCAACAUGAAGUCAUUGCACACUUCCUCACUUGUGAUAGACAGCUAUGA
Molecule: messenger RNA, 1047 nt
Organism: Closterium sp. Yama58-4
Lineage: Eukaryota; Viridiplantae; Streptophyta; Zygnematophyceae; Desmidiales; Closteriaceae
Source: the annotation of a GenBank genome assembly